This is a messenger RNA of Caenorhabditis remanei, 717 nucleotides long. RefSeq lists its product as uncharacterized. Gene Ontology annotation, biological process: G protein-coupled receptor signaling pathway; olfactory behavior. The coding region runs from base 1 to 717 and encodes 238 amino acids. Gene Ontology annotation, molecular function: G protein-coupled olfactory receptor activity. Lineage: Eukaryota; Metazoa; Nematoda; Chromadorea; Rhabditida; Rhabditidae. The record is from RefSeq and is a predicted model, not a curated record. The transcript has 5 exons.
AUGUCUUGGGACUCCUUCCACAUCGUAUUCAUCCGGUGUUGCGGUAUUGCUGCCCUGCUCACAAAUACUCUGAUGUUUCAUCUCAUCUGCUACAAAUCUCCAAAAAAUCUGGGAGCCUAUAAGUAUCUGAUGCUUUAUUCCGCUGUUUUUGAGGAACUAUACGCUAUACUUGACAUUAUUGCACUACCGGACUCUAUCACUUUGAGAUCCGCCUUGCUCACAGUUGUCUCAUCAAAGAAAAACCAUAUGCCGAAGGAAUUACUUCCUGUUUUGAAUGUGUUAUAUUGGGCUUUAUAUGGAAUAUCAAUCGCUCUUAUUGACAUUCAUUUUUUGUUUCGGUAUUUGGUGGUUACAGGAAUUAAACAAAGAGUUAACUGGAAUAGUGUGACAGCCAUCAUUGCGAUUUCAGCGAACGUUAAGCAACUGUUUCUUGCUCUUGUCCUUCAAACUAUUAUUCCUUUGGUUUUAAUGUAUCUACCUAGUGGAGUCCUUUUAUUCUUCUGUUUCACCGAUCAGUCAUUUGAACUUUUUGGAAGAAUUAUGUCGACUACAGCUGCUGUUCAUCGAGUUCUCGACCCACUUCCCAAUAUGUUUGUUAUAAAUAAGUACAGAAAUGCGUUAACCAGCUAUUGCGGAACAAUAUUUUGUUUGAAAUCGAAUGUAACUAAAGGAGUAACAUCUGGAACUGCCGCUAGCUCAUCUCUGGAAAUGAAAUAA